Messenger RNA from Hermetia illucens (black soldier fly), 2877 nucleotides. RefSeq lists its product as uncharacterized. Gene Ontology annotation, cellular component: nucleus. The record is from RefSeq and is a predicted model, not a curated record. The coding region runs from base 839 to 2665 and encodes 608 amino acids. Gene Ontology annotation, biological process: positive regulation of DNA-templated transcription. Gene Ontology annotation, molecular function: transcription coactivator activity; protein binding. NCBI's taxonomy places the organism in Eukaryota, Metazoa, Arthropoda, Insecta, Diptera, Stratiomyidae. The transcript has 6 exons.
GGGGACCCAAAAUGGAACGAUUUCUCCAUGGCUGUGUGAAUUUCUUUGAUAUUGGAUUAAGUGGAUUUGUGGUUUUCAAUUUGAGUUGAACCGACAUCCGUUGACAGUGACUCUGAGUUGAUUCUCUUGGCUCUCGCCUCUCUCGCUCUCCCGUCCAAGUAAUGACAGUGUGUAUGUGGAACAGUGGAUCGUAGAAUGGUCCGCGAGAGGUGUCGUGGUCGAGUCGGAGGAGGAACAUCAGAAAAGUAAAUCGCUCGCUGCGGAAGAGUGGGAAAAGGAAUCGACGCUAAUUUCUAAUUUUUCCGUUUCCCUUUCUGUUGGCUUUAUCGUUGUUGAAAUGUGAAGAUUGGGUGCAAGUCGGUAUGAAUUACUGGUGGAAAAACGGAAGAGAGGGCUGGUCGGAUGAGGAAGAACGAUAGGCAGGAAAAUCGUGGAGAAGUAAUGAUUCAAUUGUGGAGUUGGUAACAAGUUGAAAGAGGUUGAACUGGAGUUGAACGGUUGGGAAAGGGGAAAGGAGGGCAGGAGGAGGAGGAGUGUGACGGUUACUAGCAGUGCCCGUCUACUUGCCUCCUGUGCGUUGAGUUGUUACAUUCGGGUUGGAAUCGUCGCUCUGAGGGAGGUCCUUUCGUUGACUCGAAAGAAAGUUCCCUGUUUGGAUGACACGGUUGCUGGCUCAUUGGCUACCGUGAUCUGCUUCAAAGUGAAUCGGCUUUCCGGAUGUGGCACAAACUGAUCGUUUCUGGAUAUUCCCAUUAGUAGUUACCCCCGGAACGGAAGUAACGAAAGGGGAACUAGAAGUCACGUGAGGCGUUUCUUGAUUCUUGGUAUUUAGUUGAAAAUGGUUUCAACACGUCAAAUGAGCACAAUAGCGUCCCAAGGGACGCCUUGCGAGGAUACUUGCACCCGAAUUUCCGUAAAUACCAGACAAUCUAACCAGGCACUGUCUGGCAUGACAUGUCCAUCGUCAUCUUCAAAAAUCUCACAACCUUGUACAAGUGUUGUUCUAUCAUCUUCGCUAAUGCAAUCAAGAAACCACGGUAGCGUUGAAGAUGGCGAUGUUCGGCGCUCAUCAACUCAACGUGAAACGUUAACUCUUUUCGAUCUACCCAUGGAGAUUUUAGAUAAGAUUUUCUCCUACGUAGGUUACAAGAAAGUGGGUCAGUUGCGAGUGGUUUCAACGCAAAUGAAUCAGAUUUGCAGUGCCAUUUUGAAUUCAACAUUUUCGAAAUUACAAACGCAAAUGCUGACUCGUUUUCAGACAGUUAAAGGAAAAAUGCCGCGGCGUGAAUCAGCUCGACGGAAUCAUCCCUUAGCAUGCGAGUGUGACAUUAUUGAAACCUGUUAUAUGAGACUCUCUUUACUGCAAAUGACUUUCGGCAAACAUAUCGAAAGGAAGCAUUGUUGUUUCUUUCCUGGAGGGAUAUUGGAUGAGGUUUACAACGUUUUGAAUUAUAUUCGUACCACGCCAAAGCUGGAACGGCCGUUUAAGGUAACUGACGAACUAUUUGACCUAUCUACUAUGGCGAUGGAAUAUUUUAAGGAGCAUAUAGAGCCGAACCUUCCCAAAAUUGUCUACUUUAGUAAGGAUUUUAUGAAUUUUACAUGUAAUUAUAAACUUUUCACGGCUUUUAUGCAUAUUCUAAAAUUCAUUAUUAAUUAUUUAUUAACAGCAAAAAGUAAGCAAACGUAUUCGUUGAAGACGACAUCAGAUUUAUCGGAUGAUUCGUCUCAAAUGUCGUCACCUCCUCAAAGCAAUAUGGUGUUACGAAAAGGUAUUCGUAAAAUCAAGCAAGGAAUGAAAAUGUACAACAAUCAACUUACGGUGUUGCGAAACGAACUGCGUAACUGUAAACGAAAAUCAUCGGAACAGGGCAAGCAGAUAGCAGAGCAACAAAAGCUUUUGGCUGACCAGCAGAAACAAACCUUGGAAUAUGCUAAUCGUUUGGAUGAAAAUGAUAAAAAGAAUGAGGAAAUGUCACGUAAAUUUUCGACGCUAUUACAAGAAUUAAACAAGUGCAAAACCGAAUUACAAUACUGGCGUUCAAAAAGUCCUGCCAUACAAGUAUGCACCUCUUGCGGUCAGAAAAUCGCACCGGUUACACCGGAAGAUUUUCAAGCGCUUAUCAAUCAAGGAGUAAAUCCAGAAGAUCUAGGUGGCGAUGAAAUUGACGAAAGCGAUAUUGCAAUGGAUGCGAAUUUAGAUGACAAAGAGAAACAAGAUGAUGCAGUAACUUUCUCAAAGCCAAUGCCCAGAGCAUUAAAGCGUCGACAUGAUGACAAUAGCAGUAGUGGCCGCCCGCAAGGAAUAACAUCUACAAUAACGUCAAAUUCUUUGAAUGCAACACCCAGCGACGGCGGCGGUGACAUCUUCACCCUAGCAAUGGGCAAUUUCAAUUCCGAUCUCAACGUCCUCGGACCAUUAACAAACCUUAAUGUGAAUCAGUGCAGUUUAGAAGCUAGCAUUGGAAGCAGCGACGAUGGUGUAGCUCGUUGCGAUACGAACGAUAACAAUGUUGGUCCAGUUACUUCAAUUAGCAGCAAUCCAUCCACAUCGUCCUGUAUCGUAACCGAUUUAACAUCAUUACAUAGUGAUAUAAAAAAGGCACGCAGAGUACAAAAUAAGGGUAGUAGGUGUCAUAAUGUUAGUAGCAAGCGCAGCAAGUAAGUAUAUUUAUAUAUAAAUCUAUAAAUACAAAAAAUUUGCAUAAAAGUAAAGUGGAAAAUAGAAAAAGGAAAAUGAAACAAAUCAGAAUGUAAGAGAAAAACACAAAGCAUAACUUUAAUACAAAACAAGAAAGAAAAGAAAUUUCUAUUUUUAAUUAUAAAUGAAAAAAGUAUUGUAAGGAAUAAUAUACAUUACAUACCGUGAGAACACAA